Messenger RNA from Guillardia theta CCMP2712, 549 nucleotides. RefSeq lists its product as hypothetical. Bases 1 to 549 code for a protein of 182 amino acids. Lineage: Eukaryota; Cryptophyceae; Pyrenomonadales; Geminigeraceae. The record is from RefSeq and is a predicted model, not a curated record. The transcript is spliced from 4 exons.
AUGGGAGAAGGAAUGAGAUUUGCAAAUGCUCGGGUUGGAAGGAGGGUGCAGCCACACGAGACUCUCGGAAGGGACGUCAGGGACAUGCUGGAUCAAGACCAUCCAAGAAACAAAUGGCUGACGAUGAGGAAAAGAAGUCAAGAGGCAACUAGUGACCGUGGUACAAGGCACAUCACGUCUCAUAGCAAGGAUCUCCUCAGCCCUGUGUCCUACGAGUCAGGUCGUCAGAUCAGCAGGAAGACAUCCGACAGGAAUAGGAUACGCGCGCGGACUAGCAUGGGGAGAUACGACUAUGACUUCGACAAGCCUUGCAUCUCAACACGAAUCGAGCAUCCUAUGAGGUCGUCGGUGUCAAGCCCAAGGGCAGGUCAAGGAGGUCGACUGCAGUACUCGUACCGAAGGUCUCGGACUGGCAGCGAAAGCACAGGUUUCCUAGAGCGGUAUGAUGGGAUCAUUUCAUCCAAGGGAACCCUAUCCAAAGAGUUCUAUGGAACGAGGGGAACGCAUCUCAAGGGCGUGUUUCCCUUCGGACCGACUGGAUUCAUUUAG